UGUGUGUGUGUGUGACAUCGUACUGCUGCGCGGCGAGACGACACCGCGCCGUCAACGACACGCGACGCCGCAUCGGCCUGCCGCCCAUCGACCUGCACAAGUACGUGUGUGUGUGUGUGUGUGUGUGUGUGACAUCGUACUGCUGCGCGGCGAGACGACACCGCGCCGUCAACGACACGCGACGCCGCAUCGGCCUGCCGCCCAUCGACCUGCACAAACACGCGGGCGCGGCGUGCUCGUGCUGCUGCGCACACACGCGCGACUCGGGCGGCGCGCUGCUGCGGCAGCUAGCGGCGUUACACGCACACGUGGCGCGCGUCACCAGGCAGACGCAGACGGAGCCCAUCAACAAAAAAAAAUCCAAAAAUAUCUCAUUAUCGGACUCACUCGCUGCGGAGAAAGAUCCCAAAACAACUAAACCCAAGCCGAUUUCUAUUCCGAAAGACCAGUCGAAGUCAAUUCCGACCAGUAAGUUGAGGUCAAUUUUGAUGAGUAAGAAGAAGUCAAUAGCGGACAAGUCGAAGUCAGCCCCGGGCAGCAAAUCGAAUUUAACCCCAGAUGACCAGACGUCUACUCCGGCUAGCAAGUCGAAGUCAGCCCCGCGUAGCGUAUCGAAGUCAGCCCCAGAUGACAAGACGGAGUCUACUCCUCCGGCCAGCACGUCGAAGUCAGCCCCGGGUAGCGUAUUGAAGUCAACUCCAGAUGAGAAGACCAAGCCUACUCCGGCCAGUAAGUCGAAGUCAACCUCAAGAAGAAAGUCGAAGUCAACUCCGGCCAGCAACUCGUGCCCGCCAAGCGCGAUGGGUGUGUCAGCGGGCGCGAGCGCUGCGUUCGACUCGGCGUACAGCGAGUGGCUGCGCCAGAAGAGCGUCAACACGCAGUACUUCAACUUCCCCCCCCCGCCCGCCGACACCUCCAGGCGCAGGAGGAAGAAGGCGCCUCCCCCUGUGCCGGCCCCCGCCCCCGCCCCCGCCCCCGCCCCCGCGUCCCCCGCUCCGCCCACGCUGGUGGUGUCGCCGCUGUCGGACGCGCGGGGCCGGCCGGUGGCGCAGCCCAUCUCGCAGCGCCCGCUCUCCAUCCUCGAGGAGUACGCGCGCUCGCUGCCCGCCACGCCGCCGCCACCGACCACCAUGCUCAGCGCGGGCAGCACGGUGCUGGUGGCGCUGCCGGUGGAGGCGCUGGGCUCGCUGGCGCGGGCGGUGCGGGCGGUGCGGGGGCCGGGCGGGGGAGCGGGGCGGCGGCCGCGCCUGCUGUCGCUGGCGCACGCCGUGCCCAGCGCCGACGUCAUCGAGAUACCCGACGACGAGCCCGCCGCCUGCCCGGAGCCCGCGGGCUGCCUGGCGCCGGGCUCCGAGGCGUGUGACCCCGCCAUGUUCGCCGACCCGCGCGCCAUGCCCGACUUCCUGCAGCAGCUCAGCCGCGCCGCCGACGACGACUCUGAACAGCUGUACGUGCACAAGCGGUGUGCGCGCGUGGUGGCGGCGCGGCGAGUGCGGUGCGGCGCGGCGCUGCUCCGCGCGGACGCGGCGCGGCUGCCGCGCGUGCUCCGCGCGGGCGGGCGCACGCUGCUGCUGGCGUGCGAGGCGGAGCUGCCGGCCGCGCAGCCCACGUUCUGGACGCUGGACGAGUUCGCGGUGACGCAGCGCGUGGAGCUGGACGACGACCGCGCCGACCGCGUGCCCGAACACCGCGUCUGUCAGCACCAGCACCAGUUCCAGGUGGUGACGGCAGUAUGCGACGGCGCGGGACUGCGUGCGGCGGUGGGUGCGGGCGGGCGCGUGUUCGCGCUGGACGUGCUGCGCGCGCGGCGGCACGAGCUGGCGCUGACGCCGAGCUCGCGCGCCGGCCGGAGCAUCUACCGCGCCGCGCCGCGACACGCCAUGCCCGGGGACGACCUCUACGGUCUGGAGUUCGAGCUGGACGCGGACGACGACACGUGCGGCGCGCAGUACACCGCGCAGCCAGCCGCCGGCGCUGAUGACGUCACCACUGUCUCCGCGCCCGGUAACGUGGCCACUCUCUCGCUGGUGAACGCGACGCCCACGGAACAUACCGCCAAGCUAACGAGCCUGCUCGCUCCGGUGACGUCACACGACAUGGCCACCGUGACGAAACUGGAACCCACCUGUGCCCAGGCGAGCGCACCCGCUGCUGUCACAUCACAUGACGUCACUCCGACACUCAUAGCCGUGACGUCACAAGACACAACUGAAGACGUCGCUGAAGUCCACACACUCUCUACCACACCUGACACCACCACCCUCACAUCUCCAGAAGCUACCAAUGAGCUGACGAGCGACCCCGCACUCGCCACCUUACGCGACGUCACUGACGACGUCACUCCGACGCUCACCAAUGACGACGCCAGCGACUCCGUGCUCAUCACGUCACAGGACAUGACCGAUGACGUCACUCCCUCACUCGCAACCGUGACGUCACUAGGAACUGCCAGCAACCCGUUAAGCGCACCCGCUGCUGUGACUCAACAUGACAGCACUGAUGAUAGUAUGAUCGUAGCUGUAAAGUCGCUGGAUACUAGCAGUGACGUGACGAACACACACGACACCACCAGUGACGUCACCGCAGCCGUCACACACACUGCCAUGGAGAACUAAAUGACGAGCGGAGGUGCCGUAACGAGAAAUCUAAGGCCUCAUUUACGGAGACGCGGGGCGUCGCGCGUUGCGUUGAGCGGCGCGGCCCGCACUGAAUUCAAAUAUAUGGCGUUGUAUGUGUGCGUUUACGGAAAAGCGAUUUUAGACGCGUUUGUUUGUUUGUUUGUUUUUUGCGGCCGAGCCCGCGGAUGGCACCGACGCGUCCCACGCGGCGUUUAUCGCGGCGGCGCACGCAGCGGCAAUUCUCGAUGAAGCUAUGUCCGAGGCGGAAUCUUCUGUCAGUCUUAUUUAUUUAGAUUUGAUCGAGGCGAGCGUGCGCCGCCGCGAUGCCCGCCGCGUGCUUCGCUACACACUAGAGGAUUCGCCGCCACGCUUCCCGUCUCGCUUCUCUAUGAACAUGGUCGUAUAUUGCUAUAAGUUUGUGUUUACGCGUGCGAUGAUGCGUGCCGCUUCACGCGCCGCCCCACCGUAAACAGAAAAAACGUUCGACGCGCCGCGAGACGCCACGCCACACGCGACGCGAGACGCCCCGCGUCUCCGUAAAUGAGGCCUUAGGAAGCCACAAAACUCGGGUGUUCGGGGGACGACGAACGUUACUAGCUACGCCUUCUUUGCAACCCUAUAAUUUUUUAAUACCAAAAAUCGUUAAGAGAUGUAUCAAAGAACCCAAACGCCUCGUUUGUUUACUAGUAAGUGAUCGUUUUUGCCACGCCUGCAGUACGUUACUUGACCUACUUGCGUUAUGGCAUCUCCGCUCAUGUUUCCUUCCUCCGUGGCCACGACAGAGGUUGCGGAAUCUGUUCCCGCAUCACUCACUCAUGACUGGUUAAUUUAAUUUGGAGGUUUUAGCUAUAGAAUGUAUGUAUUAAGAAAUAAAUAUAUAAAACGGUAUGUUUACGGAUUGUCUGGUACCCACGGUACAAGCUUUGCUUAUUUCGGUACUAGAUGGCGUUGUAUGUAAGUAUAUUAUUGUAGUAGUAUACAAAGAUAGUAUUUAAUUGAACAAAGUGCCUCAUUUAAGUCAGACUGUGGUCUGAUCAGACAAAGAUAUUUUAAUUACAGUUCGAUAAUAGGAUCUUCAUAAAAGGUACCACUCACAACACACUAUUGCAUUCAAAUCUAUGCCCUAUAGCGCAGAGCAUAAAGCAUAGUUUUGUAUAAAUACAAGUACGAGCUGUUAUUUGUUCCAAUGCUUUUAAAGUAAUUUAGUUAAUUAAACUAACUCGGUCUUUCGUGAAUAUGUGUCUUCCUGAGUCAUAGUGACACUAGCGUUUCCUACGGUUUCACUCGUUGCGGGGAACUCCUUCCUGUGCCCGGACGAAAUAUAGCCUAGUUAGUCUAGUUUACAAAGAGUAAAGAAUUUUUCAAAUCGUUUCACAGGUUUUGAGUCUAUAGAUUACCUACAAAUAAAUAAAAAAUCCUGUUUAUUAUAUUAGUAUAGACUACAACCUGACACUAGUAGAUAGGCAAUAUUUUUUUUUUUAUAUGAUUAUCAAAUAAGAAGCUGUAAUACGUACAAAGAAUUAAAUAAAUUUUGUUUUCUAUCGUGACGCGAUGCGUGCAAUGUGUGUACGAAAUACAAUACUUAUAAUUUUAAUAUUGUGUGUGUCUUAUAUUAUUAUUUCUAAGCGUAUUGUGUGUAUUCAAAUGUAUUUUUUUGUCUAUUCCUAUAAUUUACAUACUGGAAAGUAUAAUACUGUAUUUUAAGUUAAAUGCGUUUUGUAUCACAAUGUGUGUGUCCCAUUCCGGCAACUAGUGUCGGCGACCGGCCGUACAUGUAGCGAGCUAGACCAGCGACCAUACCUACUCAAUACAAGGCCGCCAGGUUUGUAUGCGAGGCGUUUCCAUCAUACAAAGCUGUGUCUACGCUAGACGAACCGAGCACGAGCGGAGCACGAGCCGAACACAAUUCGUCUAGUGUGGACCAACUUACAAGCCUCUAACGAGCGCGCUCCGAGCAUUUCGUUCGUGCUCGGCUGCGUUCCGCCUGUUGUCGGUUUUGCCCUUGUGACGCCCUUUAUAAUAAGGGCUUGGUUGGCUGCAACAGCGGCGGCUACUGCAAUAUUAUUAAUAUCGUCCAUAUUCGCCAAGAGCCGCUAACUCACUGCGGAAAACUACGUUCGAGAACAGUGAACAUUUGUCGCCGCGAACGACGGCUCCGCUUGUGCUUCGCCCGUGCUCGGUUCGUCUAGCGUAGACCCGCCCCAAGGUGUUGAUUUGCAUUUGUGCCAUACUUCAGGAGGAGGACAUAAAAAACGUAAAUAAUCGAUUAGAAUUACAGUAGACGGGAAAUAGCUAAUAUGCACUGUUUUUUUGUCAUUGUAAUGUCGUAGUAUUUCAGAAGUAAUCCAAUUUUAAUAAUGAAAUUUAUGAAUAAUCGUUGCGUAUGCUUGGUGUUUGCGUUUGUAUGAGAGCGAAGAGCGGUUGCCAGUAACACACGCGCCAUGUUUAAAUAGAUGAAAUUGAGGGAAUUCCGAAAAAAACAAUUUUUUUGUUGAUUUGGGUCGAGAAUCAUUAGCAUAAUUACGUCCUUGAAUAUGGCACGGAUGCAAAUCAACAGCUUGUAUUAUAUUUAUUAGUAGUUAUAAAUAAGUUGAUUAUGAUUAACGCAGUCAUCAAAUAUAUAAUAAAAUAUGAUCUGCCAAGAGUCUACUUCCAGCACUCCGAUAAAAAGUAUACUUCACCCAAAGAUAGUGUAGCUUCCCGACAGUGAAAUAUUUUUUCAUAGCGGUUCAGCAGUUUCGGGACCUUUCGGUACAAACCGUUAAAAUAUUUCGCCUCGGAACGGUGGAUCCACUUACGAUACCCCGUAAUAAUGACUUUACAAUACUUUAAUUAAAACUUAUUUAAGUACGCAUUAUUUACAAAUUAUUUUGUAUAUCUUUAUGAUUUACUAACGUAUUCUUUUGUCUGAUUUCUUUAUUUCUAUUAUCUAUGUAAAGCAGCACCUGCUCUGCUCAACUGAUUUUCGCGCUGAUUAUUUAUGUUUCGUUAUGAUUAGGUUUGUGGUAACAAUGAUUCUAAUAUAUUAACACUAAGGCUGAAAUGUACACCACUGUUACUUAAACUAUAUUAUUACGAUAUUACGUUGAUUACAAAUAUCACAAUAGAUAGUGUUACGUUCAAUAGAAUCAUGUUUAUUAGUUGUAAAUGGAAAGUGUUCAACAAUAAUAAAGUAUAUGAAACUAUU
This is a messenger RNA of Helicoverpa zea (corn earworm), 5805 nucleotides long. RefSeq lists its product as uncharacterized. The transcript has 8 exons. Bases 489 to 2615 code for a protein of 708 amino acids. Lineage: Eukaryota; Metazoa; Arthropoda; Insecta; Lepidoptera; Noctuidae. The record is from RefSeq and is a predicted model, not a curated record.